AGGCCAAGAAAUGGAAGAUUCUCAGAGUGGUGAGGAAAACGCUGAUAUUGAGGAAACAAUUCCAGGCGAGUCCAGUGAUGAUCUAGAUAUUGGAGAUAUAGAGAACACACGUAAGCGUCAGUUGGGGAAGAAAGCAUCGAAACAACUAAAGAAAACAGGGAGAGCAAAAUCCAAUGCCCAGGAGGAAAUGCUAGAGGAUAUAAUUAAGGAGCAGCAAAGUUUCAAUGAACAUUACAAAGCACAAUCACUAAUGAAGAUGGGACAGAGACAAGCUGAGUUUGAAGCAAUACAAGCUAAGUCUGCGGCAAAGUUUGCGGCGAAACAAGCUAGGCAAGAAAAACUCGAUUUAAAGAAAGAAGCGGACGAUGACUUGGCCAUAAUGUUGAAGGAUGUCUCUACAUUGGACACUGUAACAAGAGAGUACUUCGAACUUCGAAAGAUGGAAAUACUACAACGCAAAAGAAACCAAUCUUAAAGCAUGACCGAAU
Molecule: messenger RNA, 488 nt
Organism: Papaver somniferum (opium poppy)
Lineage: Eukaryota; Viridiplantae; Streptophyta; Magnoliopsida; Ranunculales; Papaveraceae
Exons: 2
Coding region: 11-475 (154 amino acids)
Source: RefSeq, a predicted model, not a curated record